UCAUAUUUGUCAUUUGGUACUUUCGAGUUUAUUUAUGCUUGUAUAUAAAAGUGAUACAAAAUAGAUAUUAGAUUACUCUGUAAAAAAAUUGUAUUCAUUUUUGUAAUUUUACAAAUGUUGCAUUAAAUUUUAUAUAUUUUCCCCAAACUAGCUGCUAAUUUUUAAAAUGUCUGAAAAAGAUAAGUCGAAAGCAAACAAUCAAACAAAACACAUACCAAAAGAUGCCCAAGUGAUUAUGUCUAUCAUGAAAGAAGUCGGUAUUACAGACUACGAACCACGAGUGGUAAAUCAGCUUCUAGAAUUCACCUACAGAUAUGUAACUUCGGUGUUGGAUGACGCGCGCGUUUUUGCCAAUCACGCUAAGAAAAAGACUAUAGACCUGGAUGAUGUUAGGCUUGCUGUGCAGAUGCAGUUGGAUAAGUCAUUCACGAGCCCGCCGCCGAGGGAAGUGUUGCUGGAACUUGCUAGAGUUAAGAAUGUUAAUCCACUCCCUUUGAUCAAACCACAUUGUGGGUUAAGACUGCCUCCUGACCGUUACUGUCUCUCAGCCUGCAAUUACCGUCUGAAAUCAGUGACUAAGAAAGCAGCUGCCAAACCACCAGUCCCCACCACUCCUACAAUUAAAACUGUCACAGCACCCAAAUCCUCUCAGAAUGUUGUUGUGAAGAGACCCCAAGGUGCUAUUGUUAAUGUCAGUACUAAGACCAAUGCUCCAAAACCUGUCCUUAAAUUUACUUCAGGCAGUAAGGUUGUGGCCAAGCCAGCAGUGCGUGUGACAGCUGGACCUCCGCAGCAGAAUCCGGUAAAAAUGGAAAUAGAUGAAAUAUCACAGAAGAGAAAGAGAGAAGAUGAUGACUAUGAUAUGUAGAUUUAUUUAGUUUAAGAGCAAUUACAGUACUUUUAUUCAUA
Zerene cesonia (dogface butterfly) is the source of this 909-nucleotide messenger RNA. RefSeq names its product transcription initiation factor TFIID subunit 9 (gene Taf9). Gene Ontology annotation, biological process: RNA polymerase II preinitiation complex assembly; DNA-templated transcription initiation. Gene Ontology annotation, cellular component: SAGA complex; transcription factor TFIID complex. The coding region runs from base 167 to 868 and encodes 233 amino acids. NCBI's taxonomy places the organism in Eukaryota, Metazoa, Arthropoda, Insecta, Lepidoptera, Pieridae. The transcript has 3 exons. Gene Ontology annotation, molecular function: RNA polymerase II general transcription initiation factor activity; transcription coactivator activity; protein heterodimerization activity. The record is from RefSeq and is a predicted model, not a curated record.